GAUUACUUCAGAAAAUUCGGCGUUUUCGUUGAUGAGUUAGAAUUCUUGGAAAAGGAGAACAAAAAAAAGGCGAAAACCUAGUAAGCCAUGGCAGACAGACUUACUCAACUGCAGGACACUGUCAAUCAACAAGCUGAGCACUUCUGCAAUGCCAUCGGUGUAAUUCAGCAAACCUCAUAUCCCAGUAAGUUUGCAAAUUUCGACAGAACUGGCUCGCAGACACCCGUACAGAACCCGCCUCAAGAAGACUAUGCUCAACUUUUCGCCCAGCUGAUCGCUCGAUGUGCUAAGGACAUUGAUACGCUCAUUGAAUCAUUGCCCAAUGAAGACAGUUCACUUGAAUUACAAAAUUCGAGUCUUAAGCGACUGGAGAUUGAAAAUCAAGAAACUGCGGAGCAGCUCGAACAAGUUGUUCAGAAAGGGGAAUUAUUACUUGAGAAGAUACAAUCGGCUCUGGGGGACAUUGCCCAAUCACAAUUAGAUAUGCAAAUAACAUUAAAGCCCAACUUAAAAUGAAAUUACGAUAGUGGUUUAAGUAAUUUAUAUAUGUAGACUAAGUAAAUUGUGUGAAUUAAACUGCUAAAAAUCU
Drosophila navojoa is the source of this 589-nucleotide messenger RNA. RefSeq names its product mediator complex subunit 21 (gene MED21). Gene Ontology annotation, cellular component: mediator complex. NCBI's taxonomy places the organism in Eukaryota, Metazoa, Arthropoda, Insecta, Diptera, Drosophilidae. Gene Ontology annotation, molecular function: transcription coregulator activity. The record is from RefSeq and is a predicted model, not a curated record. Gene Ontology annotation, biological process: regulation of transcription by RNA polymerase II.